Zophobas morio is the source of this 1830-nucleotide messenger RNA. Its product is annotated as histone H4 transcription factor-like. Gene Ontology annotation, biological process: regulation of transcription by RNA polymerase II. Gene Ontology annotation, molecular function: DNA-binding transcription factor activity, RNA polymerase II-specific; RNA polymerase II transcription regulatory region sequence-specific DNA binding. The transcript has 7 exons. NCBI's taxonomy places the organism in Eukaryota, Metazoa, Arthropoda, Insecta, Coleoptera, Tenebrionidae. The coding region runs from base 125 to 1777 and encodes 550 amino acids. Gene Ontology annotation, cellular component: nucleus. The record is from RefSeq and is a predicted model, not a curated record.
GUUCAUCAUUCGAUGCAUCCAGGUGUUUGUGAAUAUAUAUUACAUUGUGUUGACACCAUUGGUCACUAUUUGAAAAAGAACCAGUUGAAAGAGAAGAAUUUACGUCACAGAUAGUGAAAAUAAAAUGUGUGACAGUGGCCGUCGAAAAAGUAAGCACAGGCAUAACAGUUUAUUAGAGACAUGUAGAACUGUAAAAGGAAUUUUUAAAAAAGAUGACUUGGAUGAUUCAUUGUCAACUUCUGACUGGGAUCAAUUAUUUACUGACAGUGUAAAAUCUAGAAGAAGAGCUCCUUCUGUGAAAUUAGAUGAUGAACCCUUAACUUUGAUUUGUGAAUGGAAUAGUUGUUACCAGGCAUUCACAGAAGUACCUUCCUUUAAUAAACAUGUAAAAGAACACAUACAUUAUUAUAAUUUUGAUGAGGACCCAGAUAAUCUGCAUUGCUGUUGGUUAGAGUGCUCUUACAAUGCAAACUCAAUUGAUGAUUUGAAUCAGCAUGUCUGUUUCCAUGCAUACCACACCAGAUUAAAAUCUGUUGGUAAAAAUGUAGAAUUUCGAGAAAAAUUACCGGAAUGCACACAAUCAGAACGUUUUGUGAUCCCUGUUCAAGUGGAUGGUUAUCAUUGCGAAUGGGAGUUUUGUUAUGAGAAGUUUAUAACAUUAUUUGAAUUUUUUGAACAUGUUCGCAUUCAUAUAUAUCACAAUCCUAAAAGACGUGAAGAAGGCGAAAUUAAUUGUUGUUGGAAAGGAUGUACUAGUGCAGGAAGAUUCGCAUCCCAAUAUAAACUUUCAGAACAUAUGCGAAUACACACUAGAGAGAAAAUUAUCGCCUGCCCUACAUGUGGUAAUUUGUUCUCUAAUAGGACAAAGUUUUGUGAUCAUCGUAGAAGACAAUUGCCUAUCAAUUUACAAAGUUAUUUGUGUUCACAAUGUUCAAAAUAUUUCCCCAGUGAACGUUUAUUAAGAGAUCAUAUGCGGUUACACAUUAACCAUUACAAGUGUUCCAUGUGCGAAAUGACUUGCCCCAAACCGUCUAUUCUUGCAAAACACAUCAGGUACAAACAUUUGAACGAAAAACCUUACAAAUGCACCCAAUGUAAUUAUAGAUGUGUUUCCAAACAUAAUUUAGAUAUUCAUAUAAAGAAACAUAACCCUGAUAGCGAAUUUAAGUGUUCCGAUUGUGAUUAUACAUGUAGGUCUUUGUUUGGUCUGGAUCGUCAUUAUCAAAAAAAUCAUGGAAAAGAGUGGAAUAGUGUAUAUGAGUGUCACAACUGUAAGAAACAGUUUAUUCGAGGAGGUUUUCUUACAAAACACUUGAUGAAGGUUCAUAAUUACCACUGGCCUUCUGGGCAUUCAAGAUUUCGCUACAAGGAAGAUCAAGAUGGAAUUUAUCGACUCCAAACGGUUCGUUAUGAAACUCUCGAUGUUACAGAAGAAAUUAUUAAGGGGAAAACGGUACAAGCUCCCACUGAAAAAGAGUCCUUUAAAUUUAACGUUUUAAAGAGAAAGAGAAAAGAUGACAAUUCCUUACAGAUGUUUGAUAUUGUUUUUGCCAGCAAUAAUGAAAAUCACUCGGAGUGUGAACCAAGGAAAAAAGUACUAAUAACCAUAGAUGAUAUCGAUUCCAAAGGAAAUGUAUUAAAAUCUCAGACAAUACAGUCCAGUGAAGUUAUUUGUUCGGAUAUGAGUCAACUAGAUAAUAGUACACAUAUUGAGAAAAUUGUGCUUGCAGAAAACAAGAAGAAAUCAAAAAGAUCUGUAAAAUCUAAGCGACGAUAAUUCAAUUUUGUAUACAAUUAGGGAAGAGUUUAAUAAAAUCACUUUGCAAAAUA